Messenger RNA from Aspergillus thermomutatus, 885 nucleotides. RefSeq names its product Zn(II)2Cys6 transcription factor domain-containing protein. Gene Ontology annotation, molecular function: DNA-binding transcription factor activity, RNA polymerase II-specific; zinc ion binding. The transcript has a single exon. The coding region runs from base 1 to 885 and encodes 294 amino acids. The record is from RefSeq and is a predicted model, not a curated record. Gene Ontology annotation, biological process: regulation of DNA-templated transcription. NCBI's taxonomy places the organism in Eukaryota, Fungi, Ascomycota, Eurotiomycetes, Eurotiales, Aspergillaceae.
AUGCACCCUGCACAGCCCACCGGCACUGUUGUCGUGACCAAUAUUGCUAAAAGAUUUGCUUGCUACCGCUGCAGAGACCUUAAGCUCCGAUGCCCGCGGAACUUUGAAGAUGAACCUUGUGAACGCUGCCUGCGUGUAGACGCUCACUGCGUCACCAGCAGCGGUCGACCGCUGGGUAGACGGCCAGGGCAGACCGAAUCUCACGUCGACGUGGCCGUCUGUCCAGCUAGCCGUCACCCCCAAUACAAACGACAAAAAGUUACCGGAGAUUCUCCCGCCACAGCCAGGGCCCGCAGGACGGUAGGAGCUUCUGAUGCUUCUGCGAUACCAAGUCACAGCCCGGCUAAGCCGAUGCACGCGUCCUACCAACACCACCCGAGUGUUCCCACGGAUCCUGGCCUAUCUCAGUUCGACGGCAUGCCGGACAUGCGACUGGAAGACAUUCAUGACCCUUACGACCUUCUAGAACCAAGCACGGGGACCACAUGUCCUAUGAACCAGGGAGACGGCUUCCCCGCGACGGGUUCUGGGGAUCCGCCGCCCUUUGUCGAAUCGCCCCACUGGUCCGCCCAAAGUAUCCCAAACCUGGACGAGUUCUGCGACUAUGACAUCGGGGCGCCUGACAUGCAGCCGAGCUUAUACGGCGAGCCCCACGGCAGCAAUUGCGUACGGACAGACACCGCGAACAUGAGCCGCAACAGCAGAAACGGCACCGACACGGGGUCAACAACCCCGAGGCUCGACAGCGACUGGACGAUGCCCCUGAUCAAUGCGUUAGGAAGCAUCUCGUGCCAGCUGGCCGAGCUGAGGAUGCAAGCAUGCGACCUAUCCUCUCAGCCGGCCGGGGCCUGCACGUUCGAAGGCAUCAUUGUCCAGUGGCCGUAG